UCCAGCCUCCUCAGCCACCAGCACAUCCACACUGGGGAACGGCCCUACACGUGUGGGGAAUGUGGGAAGAGCUUCGGUGACAGGUCCACUCUCCACACCCACCAGCGCAUCCACACUGGUGAACGGCCCUACAUGUGUGGGGAUUGUGGGAAGAGCUUCGGGAACAGCUCCCACCUCCGCACCCACCAGCGCAUCCACACUGAGGAACGUCCCUACACGUGUGGGGAAUGUGGGAAGAGUUUCAGGCACAGCUCCACCCUUCGCACCCACCAGCGAAUCCACACUGGGGAACUGCCCUACACGUGUGGGGAAUGUGGGAAGAGCUUCAACCAGAGCUCCGGCCUCCGCACCCACCAGCGCAUCCACAGCAGGGAGAGGCCCUACAAGUGUGGGGAGUGUGGGAAGAGCUUCAGCCAGAGCUCCACCCUGUACACCCACCAGCGUAUCCACUCUGGGGAACGGCCCUACAAGUGCUCAGAAUGUGGGAAAAGGUUUAAAAUCAGCUCACAUCUCCUCCUGCAUGAGCGGACACACACUGAUGAGAGGCCCUUCCGCUGCACCGACUGCGGGAAGGGCUUCAAGCAGAACUCCACUCUUGUCACCCACCGGCACAUCCACACUGGAGAGAGGCCCUACAAGUGUGGGGAGUGUGGGAAGAGCUUCACCCAUAGCUCCAACCUCCGCAUCCACCAGCUCAUCCACACCAUGGAACGGCCCUACAAGUGUGGGGAGUGUGGGAAGAGGUUUCAGACCAGCUCAGAUCUCCUCGUGCAUGAACGGACGCACACGGAUGAGAGGCCCUUCCGCUGCACCGACUGCGGGAAGGGCUUCAGGCAGAACUCCCACCUUGUCACCCACCGACGCAUCCACACCGGUGAGAGGCCCUACAAGUGUGGGGAGUGUGGGAAGAGCUACACCCAGAGGUCUGGCUUGACCAGACACCAACAGACCCACCAGUAAGGGAAGCCCUAUUAGUGCCCUGACUGCGGGAAGUGCUUUGGCCGCUGCUUCCACCCCGAAUGAAGCCCCUGAUGGUGAGGCAACCCCUGGAGUCCAGUGACUGUCAGUCCAUCCCU
Messenger RNA from Pipra filicauda (Wire-tailed manakin), 1076 nucleotides. RefSeq names its product zinc finger protein 211-like. The transcript has a single exon. Gene Ontology annotation, molecular function: DNA-binding transcription factor activity, RNA polymerase II-specific; RNA polymerase II cis-regulatory region sequence-specific DNA binding. Bases 133 to 960 code for a protein of 275 amino acids. The record is from RefSeq and is a predicted model, not a curated record. Gene Ontology annotation, biological process: regulation of transcription by RNA polymerase II. NCBI's taxonomy places the organism in Eukaryota, Metazoa, Chordata, Aves, Passeriformes, Pipridae.